This is a messenger RNA of Closterium sp. NIES-65, 1338 nucleotides long. The record is from the annotation of a GenBank genome assembly. NCBI's taxonomy places the organism in Eukaryota, Viridiplantae, Streptophyta, Zygnematophyceae, Desmidiales, Closteriaceae.
AUGGACGUGGACGUGGUCGUGGACGUGGACGUGGUCGUGGACGUGGACGUGGACGUGGACGUGGACAUGGACAUGGACGUGGACGUGGACAUGGACGUGGACGUAGACGUGGACGUGGACGUGGACAUGGACAUGGACAUGGACGUGGACGUUGACGUGGACGUGGACGUGGAGGACUUGGACGUGGACAUGGACAUGGACGUGGACGUGGACGUGGACGUUGACGUGGACAUGGACGUGGACGUGGACGUGGACGUGGACAUGGACGUGGACGUGGACAUGGACGUGGACGUGGACGUGGAUAGGGAACUGGACCUGGACGUGGACGUGGACAUGGACGUGGACAUGGAUGUGGACGUGGACAUGGACGUGGACAUGGAUGUGGACGUGGACGUGGACGUGGACGUGGACAUGGACGUGGACGUGGAUGUGGACAUGGAUGUGCACAUGGACAUUGACAUGGACGUGGACGAUGACGUGGACGUGGACGUGGACAUGGACGUGGACGUGGACGUGUACGUGGACGUGGACGUGGACGUGGACAUGGAUGUGGACGUGGACGUGGACAUGGAGGUGGACGUGGACGUGGACGUGGACAUGGAGGUGGACGUGGACGUGGACGUGGACGUGGACAUGGACGUGGACGUGGACAUGGACGUGGACGUGGACGUAUGGACCGUGAACGUGGACGUGGACGUGGACAUUGUCGUGGACGUGGACGUGGACGUGGACGUGGACGUGGUCGUGUACGUGGACGUGGACGUGGACGUGGACGUGGACGUGGACGACGUGGACCUGGACGUGGACGUGGACGUGGAAGUGGACGUGGACGUGGACGUGGACGUGGAAGUGGAGAUGGACGUGGACGUGGACGUGGAGGUGGACGUGGACGUGGACAUGGACGUGGAUGUGGACAUGGACGUGGACGUGGACAUGGACGUGGACGCGUGGUCGUGGACGUGGACGUGGACGUGGAUGUGGUCACGUGGACGUGGACGUGACGUGGAUGUGGACAUUGUCGUGGACCUGGACAUUGUCGUGGACAUGGACGUGGAAGUGGUCGUGGACGUGGUCGUGGACGUGGACGUGGACGUGGACGUGGACGUGGACAUGGACAUGGACGUGGACGUGGACGUGGACAUGGACGUGGACGUAGACGAGGAUGUGGACGUGGACAUGGACAUGGACAUGGACGUGGACGUGGACAUGGACAUGGACAUGGACGUGGACGUAGACGUGGACGUGGACAUAGACAUGGACGUGGACGUGGACGUGGACAUGGACGUGGAGAUGGACGUGGACGUGGACGUGGACAUGAACGUGGACAUGGACGUGUAA